UCAGGAUUUUCUUACAUAUAAUACAUUUGUAGAAAUAAAAGGUUUUAAAAUAGUAUACAUGUAAUUUGAUAGCAAUUGUAGAUAAAAUUAUGACUAGAUAUACUGACAUGCUCAUAAUGACAUGCAGAUUUUAAAAUGGGCUGCAUUUUUUUAAUUAAGACUGUGGGACAACCAGGCAAUAGUGCAUUACGAUAAUCUAUUUUUGAAGUUAUGAAUACAUAAACUAACUUUUCUAUUCAUUAACAGAGAGAGAAUCCAUAGCAUGGCAAUAUUUCUGAUACGAAAGUUUUAAUAGGGACAUUAGGUCCAAUCAGGCCCAACACUACUUAGUUAACACAAUUUAUUUGUAUUGAUCAUAUGUAAAUAAAUCAAUAUCUAGUCUAUAAUGUGCUUAGUGCAAUACACCAGCUUUAAAGGAGGAAAUAUAAAGCUGAAUUUCACCUAUGUAAUAGUAUCCAAAUGAUAUCAAUUGAAGGGAAUAUGUAAAUUGAGAAUAACAAAGGACCUAAGACUAAGCCUUGAGGCACACCACACUUUAUCCGUGUUAAACAGGACAUCUUUUCAUUUACAAAAAUAACUUGGUAGUUGUCGGACAGAUAAAAUCUUAAGCAGGCUAGCACCUGUUCACAAAUGUCAAUAUGAUUCUUAAGUAUUCUCAAAAGAAAGUCAUGAUCUAUAGGGCCAAAUGCAGUGCUAAGUAAUGCUAAAAGAUGCUGUCCGAGUCAAGUGCUAAAAUAAGUAUUUUGACAAGUAUAGGCCCAGCUGGAAUAGUACUUAGUAGCAUUUAAUAGUACAUUUUUAUUCUUAAUGACAUUUUCAUUUCUUAUGAGUUCUUACAAUUAAAACUCAAGAUUUCCUCACAGUAUUUCUCACGAAACUGAGACUAAUGUCCACUCAUGUUGUCCAGACAGCACAGGUGCACAAGGAUCUUUUGGGGGGGGGGCAAGUUGGUUGCGUAUGUAUGGUUUUUGUACGGUAGGUGGCGUUAUGAGUCUGUGUCGUCCCGCGUCACGUUACCUGCCAGACGGAAGAUUCAGCCAUUUCGAGCGAGUUCUGCGCUCUCUUGUAUUUGUACCCUUUAGGGAACGUAACCCAUUUUCCACAUCGUACAUAUCUUAAGGAAUAUUAACUGUAACUCGCAGUCAACAUAAAAGUGUCUCGGUCAUUCUUUAGCUAUUUUUUAGUAAUUGUCGCAAUCAAUCUGGCUGGGUGCGGUUGAGAAACUACAGCACGACGGAUUUAUAUGGAUAUUUAUAGCUACGAUCUUCAUCGUUUUUAAGCUUCAGAAAUUACAGAAUUCUUCAAUCAAAAUGGGAAACGCGUAUUUAAUGUUUAUUGUCUUAUUAUCCGUGGAGGGUGUGUUUGGUGCUGAGGCAGAUGCAUUGACGACAAUAGAAUCGAUGGAGGGAGAAUCUGUCAAACUAGAAACGUGUGUUACCAAAAUACAGAAGGAUGAUGAAGUGGAGUGGAAGUUUAUGCAUCAUGUCAUAGCUACGAUCAAGACUAAUAAUGUCUUAUUAUAUGACACUGAUGAUGCAAAAUUCAAAGACAAAUUACAUCUAGACGGUCAAACUGGAGAUCUAACCAUCAGAAACACCAGAACCAAACACUCUGGGACUUAUGAAGUGAAGAUCGUCAAUAUCACCAACCAAACAAUACACAAGAGAUUCAGUGUCACUGUCCUUAAUGCGAUCCCUAAGAAAGUGUCAGUAACGGAGGGAGAUUCUGUCACUUUACAGCAUGAUAUUGCUGAUAUAGAGAUUUACGAUGUGAUCGAGUGGAAGUUUGAAGAUGGAGAGACUCCCAUAGCUCAAAUCAACAAAAAGACCAGUAAAAACCCCUCAUACAAUGAUGCUGAUGAGAGAUUCAAAGACAGACUGCAGCUGGAUCAGACUGGAUCUCUGACCAUCACAAACACCAAAACCACAGACGCUGGACUCUAUAAACUACAGGUGAAGAGUCAAAACAUAGCGGCCAAAUACAGGACGUUCCGUGUUACUGUCAGUGAAUCAGGUCUGCCCACAGGUGUUAUAGUGAUCAUAUGUGUGUGUGUUAUUGCGUUGAUCGUGUUGGUGGUUGGGAUUUGGUGUUGGAAGAAACAACGUGAAACAAGUCGAACACCACAAGAUGAAGAUAAAGGGAAUGGGGUACAGGAUCCAUUGAAAGGACAGCAGUAGUUCAGAGCCUCUGUAACAUGAACACGAGCUGUGGUUGAAAUCAACCAGUUGUGAACUUCUGUGAACGGCUUCUUUGGCAUAAACCGAGAAUAUAUAUUUUGUGCAUUUGCUGGAAUGGUUUGCACUACAUGUUGAUCAAUGAUCCUGUUAUAUUAUGGUACAAUUCUUUGUUUUAAAAGUGUUUAAUUACCUGUUUUCAGUACAUAAUCAUGUUGGCUGGUGGGACUGUUCACUGCAGCUUUUUAAGGUGGAUGUUUUCAAGGUCAAAUGACAACAACGGCAGGUUUCAUCUUUAAAAAGAUUGUUUUCCUUAGUGAUUCAAAUCAUGCUUUAGAGGGCUAAAGAGGGAAUUGUGUGAUUGAUGCUUUUUUUCAUGUGCAGGACGAGCCUGUUUUGGGGGUAAUAAUAUGCACAUGCUUAUUUUCUUAAGUCUUUUUUUCAUAGUGUUAUGGAAACUGCCUCAUUGUUGCUCUGUAAGUAUAUUUUAAGAUACGUAAUUUACUCACUCUGAUACUCUGUUUACAUUAGGGUAGGUUAUGAUAAACUGCUGUUUACUUGCCUUUAGUGAAUGCUGAUAUGGGUGUUGAAUAUUUCCAGUUAUGGAGGCCCACAUAAUUGUUUUAAUGUGAAAUUAUUAAGGAUUUGCAAUUAAAAUGAAUGUCGAAGUUAUUGCACUUAUUGUAAAGCCAUUGAAUGGCCUAAUUGAUUUGAUGUGUAGCCAAAUUUUUUGUUAUACAAAUCUCUGCUAGGCUGUAAUUGAAAAUUAUCAUGUCUUGAUGCCUUUUUGUUGUAUGUUGGGAAAUAUUUGGAAUAAUAAAAUGGGAAAAUAUGUGCAGCAGCGCAACAACUAUUUAAUUGCAAAAAAAAAAAAAACAUGACUUUCUAUCUCAAAGCUUAGUUUUUACAGCAUCUAUUUACGUAUUUGAUAGACUAGCCUACAUAUUAAUAUAUGGUGCAGUUUGUGUUGUAAUCUUGUGUUGGUUAAUAUGUUGAUUAAUAUAUGAUGUUAAUCUUUUAGAGGGCAUGUAAAAUUAAUGGUUUCAGAUUAUGGUUUUUGAUUUUGUUAACAUGAAUCUAGUUCCCUGUUGAAAAAAAAACAGCAUAUACUGAUUAGGUAUGUUUUGAAGCAUGGAAGCUGCCUGGUUUGAGCUGGUUUAAGACGGUCAAGUGCUGGUCCUGAGCUGGAGCUAGUUGCUUAGGACCAGCAAUUGACCAUUUAUCUGCUCCGUCUUUUGCUUUGUUGUGUCUGGGUCAAGGUUCUUCUGUUCUCUAAAAGUUUAAACUUUCUCAGAAUGUCAAUUUGAAAACAUAACUGUCAUUUUAUCUGAAUAAACACUGGAAACAUCUGCGGGUCAAAGGAAGGUACAAGAGGUGGUACCUAGAUGUUCAAUAGUCCAGUUCCUGGUAUUGUGUUCACAGAUGAUUGAGGUGAGAUAAAUAUCAGACCACCUUAACGAGAUUUAUUAGUUCCAUUCAUUAGGUGGCGCUGUUCAGCUAAUCGAUAACUAGAAUAUGCUGCUGUUUCCAGCAGAUGUUCUUUAGCGCCUUUUCCCUCAAACACAAACACACUGAUUUCUUUCAGCAUUAUAGAGACAUCGUUAUGAAAAAUCUUCCCUCAAUCUCGGUCUCUCUGUCGGUCUUCAGUCGGGUUUUCAGUCUAUAAUCCUCUGUCAGUGGGGAGCGGCUCGGGAACUAUAACACUCAGAAACGGCAAAUAUUUAUAUAAAUAAUCGCCUUCUAGAAGUCAUAUUUUACAGUCGUGUUCGAAAAUAUGAAUAACCUAAUUUUCCCUAUUUUCUUAUUUUUCGCUGAAGGUUUGUUUGGUUUUGAGACAGAUGGAGUGAAGUCAGUAUCAGUGAUGGAGGGAGAUUCUGUCACUCUACACACUUGUCUUAAUCAAAUACAAAAAUAUGAUAAGAUACUGUGGAAGUUUGAAAAUGCUCUCAUAGCUCAAAUCAACAAAGACCAAACAUCUUCCACAUAUGAUGGUGCUGAUGGGAGAUUCAGAGACAGACUGGAGCUAGACUUUGAAUCUGGAUCUCUGACCAUCAGGAACAUCAGAACCAACCACUCUGGACUUUAUAAAGUGGACAUGAUCAGCACAAGUGGAUCCUUAAACAAGAGAUUCAAUGUUACUGUAAUUGGUGUGUUUGAUCCAGAUGCAGAUAAAAUAAAGCCAGUGUCGGUGAUGGAGGGAGAUCCUGUCAUUCUAAACACUGAUGUUAAACUACACAAAGAUGAUCUGAUGCUGUGGAGCUUUGCACGAGCCACAAAACGUUGCAUAUAUAAUCCGCUUCAUCAUAACCCGUGUCUAAGCGACGCGACUGCCAUCGCUAAAAUUGAUGGAGAAACUCGGGAGGUCUCAUUAGAUCCUGGUGUCAGUGAGAUAUUUAAUAACAGAUUGAAGAUGGACAAAAUGAGCGGAUCUCUGACCAUCACAAACGUCAGAACUGAACACUCUGGGUUUUAUAUAUUGCAGAUCAGCAACAACACUGGGACCAAAUACAGGAGAUUCAACGUUACUGUCCGUGCCGUUACAAAAUCCCACUCGUGUACAGUUUGGAUGUCAAUUGCUCUAAUACUUUUGUUGAUGAUGGCGGUUGGGUGUUUGGCUGCGGGCAUUAAAAACUGGAAUGUUUUGUUAGGGAGAGUGAGGUCAUAUAACUGCUGUCAAUCAAAGAGGCCACAGGAAAUGGAAUCAACACCGAAGACAGUGAGGGAAGGAGAACCUCUCAUUCUCGACACUGAACAUGCUGAACUACAGAAAGACGAUGUGAUAGAGUGGAAGUUUAAAGGAAACGUCAUAGCAAGAAUCAGUAGAGUGGCCAAUAAGACCAAUAAGAAGACGUAUGAUGGUGCUGAUGGGAGUUUCAGAGGCAGACUGGAGCUGAACAGUAUGACUGGAUCUCUGACCAUCACAAACACCAGAAACACAGACUCUGGAGAUUAUCAACUACUGAUUACCAACAAUGGAAAAGUGCAGUCAAACAAAAAAUUCAAUGUUUUUGUCAUUGAUUCCAGUCAAAACAGACAAAGUGAUUCAGAAACUCUAUUGCUGGGUGAAGAGAGACGCAGCAGAUCUUGUAUGGAGGUGGAAUAAUAAAUAUACAAAUACAUACACUGUUAUGUGCCUCUAGAAACAUUUCACACUCAUAAAUGAUUAGGAACUGACCAUAUGUGAAAGGUCUUGUGCUGUAUAGAUAAUAUAAGAGAUUGUAUAUACACCACAUGUCUUUCACUGACUGAUGUGUAUACUGUAUUUCUGUGGAUAUUCUCAUAUAAGUAAAAGUGCAGCUAAUGAAUGUGAAUGCUGUGUGUUUUUGUAAAUAUCCGUCAUGCUGUAUCAUACUAAAUGUCUGUACGGGAUUAUUGUGAUGCUUUUAUUGGAGAAAUAAUCCAUUUUUUGAGUGACUUCCACCAUUGUAAUUUCCAAAUAGACAUACCUCUUUUGUGAGUGCUUAACUUACUUAAUUGUAUCUAUAAAGGCACUUUAUGGCUGUGUAGCCAAAUAAUAAUAGUAGGAAACACUUAUUGUCUCUGCUGUUCUGUACAUUCAUUUCUGCUUUACCUCUGUGCUAUUAUGAAACACUUGAAAUUCAGUACUGUUUAUUUUUUAAGUCGCAUCUGAUAAAACAUUUGCUGCUCAAUUAAUAAAUGUGGAUGAAAACACUUUGUCUUAAUUGUAAAUUUCCAUUUGGGUUUUUGGUGCUUUUUUCUUAUAAUACAUGUAUAAAAUAAUACACGUUAUUUAUAGCCUCAUGCUUCUGGAGAAACUGACAAUAUUCUGUGUUCUCUGUCAGUUUGUCAUACGAUCAGAUUUGAUUAUGAAAUGUGACGCGGUCUUGUGUGUAGUUUUUUUGAGACUGAUUUACUGUUGAUCCAUAUGCUCUUACUGGGAACGCUGCGUUUGUUUUUACUUUCAGCUCUUUUAAAUAUAUCAUGUGAAUGUAUAUGUAAAUAAGAAUUAUGGUGAUAAAUAAAUGUCUAAUGCGAAUGA
This is a messenger RNA of Ctenopharyngodon idella (grass carp), 6174 nucleotides long. RefSeq lists its product as uncharacterized. The transcript is spliced from 11 exons. Bases 1311 to 2177 code for a protein of 288 amino acids. The record is from RefSeq and is a predicted model, not a curated record. Lineage: Eukaryota; Metazoa; Chordata; Actinopteri; Cypriniformes; Xenocyprididae.